AGAGAAAGAGGAGAGAGCGAUCGCUCGAUUCUUCCAGAGCGGCAGAGCUCCAUCGCAAUGGCGUCCCUUCUUCCUCUUGGAUCUCCUCCUCCUCCUCCUCCUCCAGCUCCUCGUCGCCUCGCCGCCUUGAUCCUCGCGGCGAUUCUCGUGGCGAUGCUUCUCCUCACAAUGCUCGUCUCGAUCGGCGACGCCGAUUCGCGGCUAUCGGAGGCGGUCCCAGCAGCAGCAGCAGCGAAGCAGCGCGCGGUGGCGAUGGCGGUGGGAGGGCGCAAAUGGGGCGGCAGCGAUCCCUGCGCGGACAAGUUUGGCGUCUUGGAGCGCGCGAUCCCGUCCGGCCCCGAUCCGAUGCACCACCGCCGCAUCAGGCUCCACAACUAGAGCAGCGAUCGAGCG
Molecule: messenger RNA, 393 nt
Organism: Selaginella moellendorffii
Lineage: Eukaryota; Viridiplantae; Streptophyta; Lycopodiopsida; Selaginellales; Selaginellaceae
Exons: 2
Coding region: 58-378 (106 amino acids)
Source: RefSeq, a predicted model, not a curated record